This is a messenger RNA of Corapipo altera (White-ruffed manakin), 9356 nucleotides long. RefSeq names its product agrin (gene AGRN). The transcript is spliced from 36 exons. Gene Ontology annotation, molecular function: calcium ion binding; laminin binding. The record is from RefSeq and is a predicted model, not a curated record. Lineage: Eukaryota; Metazoa; Chordata; Aves; Passeriformes; Pipridae. Bases 1170 to 7046 code for a protein of 1958 amino acids. Gene Ontology annotation, biological process: receptor clustering; G protein-coupled acetylcholine receptor signaling pathway.
ACCGCCGGGAUUAGGGGAUCCAUCCCCUCAUCCACGCGUUCACCCACCCACCCAUUCGCCCACCCACUCGCCCGCCCGCCCAGGCAGCUCCCAUCGCUCCCCGCAGCGCCGCUCCAUGCCGGGCUCCACGCGGAGCCGGGAUCUCUCCGGGAAGGGCUGGCAUGUCCCAGCGGCGUGAGGCGGGGAGCCGGCUCCCUCCGGGGAGGGUGCCCGUGCCGAGGGGGCCGAGGAGGGCUGUGGUGGCCCCUCGCUGCUCGCCGGAGGGUUGGGAAGGUGCCGGGGAGCUGGCGGAGGAGGGACGGCGAGGGAGCGCCGAGCGCCGGCUGGCCGGGAGGAGCGCGGAGCGGAGCGGGGAUGGAUGUGCCGCGGCCGUGAGAGGAGCCUUGGCGUGGGAAAGGGAGUGUCUGCCUUCGGCCGGAGCGUGGGACAACUGAGCCGGCACCUUCUGGGCUUCUGCUCCCGGGAUCUUGGGCUGCUGCCCCCGGAAUUUUUGGCUCCGAGGACCUGCGGAGGGUCGGAGGCUGCUGGACGCGGGCUCACCUGUCCCGGAGGAGAGCGCGGACAGCGGGGGGAAGCUCCGUGUUUCUGGAGCGAGGAUCUGAGAGCUGAGAGGCGGCUGCCGGGGUGGUCAGAUCCCUUGCCAUCCCUGCCGAGAGGAUACGGAUUUUCCAGAUGCUGCGAGCCUGAGGAGAGGGGUCCCGUGCUGAUCCCCCCGUCCCUGUCCCAGCCCCGCUGCCGGGAGCCAGCGCCUGUCGGUGCCGUUCCCACACCAGCAGCAGCUCGUCCCCGUCCCGGUGGGCUUGGCCGUGGAACUUGAGCUCUCUCAGCGCUGGGGUUGUUGUUUGCUUUCUGCAGGCAGGUGUGGAUUGACACCUUCCGGGCUGCCAGAGGGACUGCUGAGCACGGGAGCGCUGCACGUCCCUCUGGAGCGGGCUCGGACCUCACCCCAGGCUGUGCCUCUGGGAUAUGGCAGCCGUGGGCACAAACUCCUGCCCCUGAAGGUGCCCCCCCAGCCCGCCCUGCCCUCCUGCGAGCCGAGAUGGGAACCUCUGGGAAAACUUAGGUUUUCCUGAAGACGCCCGGGGAGGGGAGGGAAGAGGGAUCCAUGUGAGCCUCGUGGCUGCCGUGCCGUGGAUGGAUGGACGGUGGGCUGAGCGUGGUGGCCCAGCAUGACAGCCUGCCAGUACCCCAUGGCGCCGGGGGCCCUGGAGCGGGACCGGCUGUACCAGCACAAGGUCUCCUUGGUGGUGCGGUACUUCAUGAUCCCCUGCAACAUCUGCCUCAUCCUCCUGGCCACCUCCACGCUGGGAUUUGCCGUGCUGCUCUUCCUCAAUAACUACAAGCCCAACAGUUACUUCACUCAGACGCCGCCGACGCCGCGGGAUGUGUGCCGGGGGAUGCUGUGCGGGUUCGGGGCCGUGUGUGAGAGGAGCUCCAGCGACCCCUCCCAGGCCUCCUGUGUCUGCAAGAAAACAGCCUGUCCUGUCGUGGUGGCCCCUGUCUGUGGCUCUGAUUACUCCACCUACAGCAACGAGUGUGAGCUGGAGAAGGCUCAGUGCAACCAGCAGAGGAGGAUCAAGGUCAUCAGCAAGGGGCCGUGUGGCUCCAAGGACCCCUGUGCAGAGGUGACCUGCAGUUUUGGCAGCACCUGUGUCCGCUCCACCGAUGGCCAGUCGGCCAAGUGUGUGUGUCCGUCCUCCUGCAGCGGCGUUCCCGAGAAUCCCGUGUGCGGCAGCGACGGCCGCGACUAUCGCAGCGAGUGUGACCUCAACAAGCACGCCUGUGACAAGCAGGAGAACGUCUUCAAGAAGUUUGAUGGCCUCUGUGACCCCUGCAAAGGCGUCCUCAACGACAUGAACCGCGUGUGCCGGGUGAACCCCCGCACCCGGCGGGCGGAGCUGCUGCCGCGCCCCGAGGGCUGCCCGCCCAGGAGGGAGCCCGUGUGCGGGGACGACGGCGUCACCUACGACAACGAGUGCGUGAUGGGGCGCUCGGGGGCCAUCCGGGGCCUGGAGAUCCAGAAGGUGCGUUCAGGGCAGUGCCAGCAGCAGGACAAGUGCAGGGACGAGUGCAAGUUCAACGGGGUGUGCCUGAACCGCCGCGGCUCCGCGCGCUGCUCCUGCGACCGCAUCGCCUGCGACGGCGCCUUCCGGCCCGUCUGCGCCCGCGACAGCCGCACCUACGGCAAUGACUGCGAGCGCCAGAAGGCAGAGUGCCACCAGAAGGCUGCCAUCCCCGUAAAGCACAGCGGACCCUGUGACCUGGGCACACCCAGCCCCUGCCUGAGCGUGGAGUGCACCUUUGGGGCCACGUGCGUGGUGAAGAACCAGGAGCCCGUGUGUGAGUGCCAGCAGGUGUGCCAGGGCCGCUACGACCCCGUGUGUGGCACCGACAACCGCACCUACGGCAACCCCUGCGAGCUGGACUCCAUGGCCUGCGUCCUCAAGAGGGACAUCAGGGUGAAGCACAAGGGGCCCUGUGACCGCUGCGGGAAGUGCCAGUUCGGGGCCAUCUGCGAGGCGGAGACGGGGCGCUGCGUGUGCCCCACCGAGUGCGUGCCCUCUGCCCAGCCCGUGUGCGGCUCCGACGGCCGCACCUACGGCAGCGAGUGCGAGCUGCACGUCCGAGCCUGCACCCAGCAGACCAACAUCCUGGUGGCCGCCCAGGGAGACUGCAAGUCGUGUGGCAGCACGGUGUGCUCCUUUGGCAGCCGCUGUGUGGGUGGGCAGUGCGUGUGCCCGCGCUGCGAGCGCCAGCCCCCGGCCCCGGUGUGCGGCACCGACGGGCUCACCUACGACAACCAGUGCGAGCUGCACGUGGCCUCCUGCCAGCAGAAGAAGAGCAUCGAGGUGGCCAGGACGGGGCCCUGUGAGGAUGAGUGUGGCUCGGGGGGCUCUGGCUCCGGGGAUGGCAGCGAGUGUGAGCAGGACCGGUGCCGGCAGUUCGGGGGCUGGUGGGACGAGGACGCCGAGGACGAUCGCUGCGUGUGCGACUUCACCUGCCUGGCCGUGCCCCGCAGCCCGGUGUGUGGCUCUGAUGGUGUCACCUACGCCAACGAGUGUGAGCUGAAGAAGACACGGUGUGAGAAACGCCAGGAUCUCUAUGUCACUGGCCAAGGAGCCUGUCGUGCCCUUGCCACAACCCCACCACCCCUCCUGGUUGUGCACUGCAGCCAGACCAUCUACGGCUGCUGCCCAGACAACAUGACCCUGGCGCUCGGAGUGGGAGCAGCAGGAUGUCCAAGCACGUGCCAGUGCAACCCCUAUGGCUCCUAUGGAGGGUCCUGUGACCCUGGCACGGGGCAGUGCUCCUGCAAGCCCGGCGUGGGGGGGCUCAAGUGCGACCGCUGCGAGCCGGGCUUCUGGAACUUCCGCGGCAUCGUCACCGACAGCAAGAGCGGCUGCACCCCCUGUAACUGCGACCCCGUGGGGUCAGUGCGGGAUGACUGCGAGCAGAUGACGGGGCUGUGCUCCUGCAAGACUGGCAUCACUGGCAUGAAGUGCAACCAGUGCCCCAAUGGCAGCAAACUGGGCAUGACUGGCUGCGAGAAAGACCCCUCGGCCCCAAAAUCCUGUGAGGAGAUGAGCUGCGAGUUCGGGGCCUCGUGCGUGGAGGUCAACGGCUUUGCCCACUGCGAGUGCCCGUCCCCACUGUGCUCAGAGGCCAACAUGACCAAGGUGUGUGGCUCUGACGGUGUCACCUACGGGGACCAGUGCCAGCUGAGGACCAUCGCCUGCAGGCAGGGCCAGGUCAUCACGGUGAAGCACGUGGGGCAGUGCCACGAGUCCAUCACCCACACGAGCCACCCGUCGCCUCCCACGCCGCUGCCCACGCUGCCCUUGGACCGGCUCAUCCUCCCCCCGCCCCUGCCCCUCACCACCCAGGCUCCAGAGCCCACCGAGGUGGCCACCAGCUCCCCGCCGCUGGAAGCCAAGCCCACGGAACGGGGUCACCCCACGACGAGGCGCGUCACGACGGCCAGGCCGGCCACGACGCCCUGGGCCACCCACGGCGGGCACAAGACCACGGUGCGGCCUCUCUCCACCGCCCCGGUGGUCCUGGCCACCCCCCAGCCUGCCUACGGGGAGUCGGGCAGCGCUGAGGGCAGUGGGGACCAGGAGAUGGGUGCCAGCGGGGACCAGGAGUCCAGCGGGGCGGGCUCUGCCGGGGAAGAGGAGGUGGAGGAAGGCCAGGUGACGUCCACCCCGGCCGUGGAGAGGGCCACGUGUUACAACGCCCCGCUGGGAUGCUGCUCCGACGGCAAGACCGCGGCUGCCGACGCCGAGGGCAGCAACUGCCCAGCUACCAAAGUCUUCCAAGGAGUCCUCAUCCUGGAGGAGGUGGAAGGCCAGGAGCUGUUCUACACCCCGGAGAUGGCUGACCCCAAGUCAGAGCUCUUUGGGGAGACGGCCCGGAGCAUCGAGAGCGCGCUGGACGAGCUUUUCCGCAGUUCUGACGUCAAGAAGGAUUUCAAGAGCAUCCGAGUGCGGGACCUGGGGCAGAGCAGCGCCGUCCGUGUCUUCGUGGAGUCCCACUUUGACCCAGCCACGUCCUACACUGCAGCUGAUAUCCAAGCGGCCCUGCUGAAGCAGAUCAAAGCUUCCAAGAAGAAGACCAUCCUGGUGAAGAAGCCCCAGCAGGAGCAUGUCAAAUUCAUGGAUUUUGACUGGAUCCCCAGGCUCUUCACCACCACCAUCACCACCACCACGGCCACCACCAUGGCCCCGGCCACCACCCGCAGGGCCACCACGGCCGCCGCCGUCACCACGGCCCGCGGGCAGCGCCCCGACGGCGCCGCCGGGAGCACCAGGAGGCCCAGCCCUCCCACCUUCCUGCCAGCUGCCAGCACCCGCAGGAAGCCCACCCGGCAGCCCCCUGUCACCAGGAGACCCCCCCGGCCCUGCGACUCCCACCCCUGCCUGCACGGGGGCACCUGCGAGGACGACGGCGAGGAGUUCACCUGCAGCUGCCCCGCGGGCAAGGGAGGGGCCGUCUGUGAGAAAACUAUCAGGUACUUCAUCCCCAGCUUCGGGGGCAAGUCCUACCUGGCGUUCAAGAUGAUGAAGGCGUAUCACACGGUGCGCAUCGCCCUGGAGUUCCGCACCCUGGAGCUCGGGGGGCUGCUGCUCUACAACGGCCAGAACCGGGGCAAGGACUUCAUCUCCCUGGCCCUGGUGGGCGGCUUCGUGGAGCUCAGGUUCAACACGGGCUCUGGCACGGGCGUCAUCACCAGCAAGGUCCGUGUGGAGCCUGGCAAGUGGCACCAGCUGGUGGUGAACAGGAACCGGCGCAGUGGGAUGCUCUCCGUGGAUGGGGAGCCCCACGUGAGCGGGGAGAGCCCCCCGGGCACCGACGGGCUCAACCUGGACACCGACCUGUUCAUUGGGGGAGUGCCCGAUGACCAGAUGGCCGUGGUGGCAGAUCACACCACGGCCACCACGGGGCUCAAGGGCUGCAUCCGCCUCCUGGACGUGAACAACCAGAUGUACGACCUGCGGGAGAAGGGCAGCGACGUCCUCUACGGCAGCGGGGUGGGCGAGUGUGGCAACGACCCCUGCCACCCCAACCCCUGCCACCACGGGGGCAUCUGCCACGUCAAGGAGGCAGAGAUGUUCCACUGCGAGUGCCUCCACACCUACACCGGGCCCACGUGUGCCGACGAGAGGAACCCCUGUGAGCCCUCACCCUGCCACGUCUCUGCCACCUGCCUGGUGCUGCCCGAGGGGGGUGCCCUGUGUGCCUGCCCCAUGGGCCGGGAAGGAGACUUCUGCGAGCGAGUGACAGAGCAGGACCACACCAUGCCCUUCCUCCCGGAGUUCAAUGGCUUCUCCUACCUGGAGCUGAACGGGCUGCAGACCUUCGUUCCUGACCUGCAGGAGAAAAUGUCCAUGGAAGUUGUGUUCCUGGCCAAGAACCCCAGUGGAAUGAUCUUCUACAACGGCCAGAAGACAGAUGGCAAGGGGGACUUUGUGUCCCUGGCCUUGCACGACGGGUACCUGGAGUACAGAUACGACCUGGGCAAGGGGGCAGCCGUGCUCAGGAGCAAGGAGCCGGUUCCCCUCAACACCUGGACGAGUGUCCUGCUGGAGAGGAACGGGCGCAAGGGGGUCAUGAGGAUCAACAACGGCGAGAGGGUGAUGGGGGAGUCACCGAAAUCCCGUAAGGUGCCUCACACCUACCUGAACCUGAAGGAGCCGUUUUACGUUGGAGGAGCCCCUGAUUUCAGCAAGCUGGCUCGAGCAGCUGCCAUCUCCACCAGCUUCGAGGGGGCCGUGCAGAGGAUCUCCAUCAAGGGGGAUCCCCUGCUGACGGAGCAGAACAUCCGCAGCGCCAUCGAGAUCUCGCCCUUCCGGGGCCACCCCUGCACCCAGAAACCCAACCCCUGCCAGAACGGGGGCACCUGCAGCCCCAGGCUGGAGAGCUACGAGUGUGCCUGCCAGAGGGGCUUCCACGGGGCCCACUGUGAGAAAGUGAUCAUCGAGAAGGCUGCUGGGGAUGCAGAGGCCAUUGCCUUUGAUGGCAGGACAUACAUGGAGUACCACAAUGCUGUCACCAAGAGUGAGAAGGCCCUGCAGUCCAACCACUUCGAGCUGAGCAUCAAAACAGAGGCCACACAGGGGCUGAUCCUGUGGAGCGGGAAGGGGCUGGAGCGCUCGGACUACAUCGCCCUGGCCAUCGUGGAUGGGUUCGUGCAGAUGACCUACGACCUGGGCUCCAAGCCAGUCAUCCUCAGAUCCACGGUCCCAGUCAACACCAACCAGUGGAUCCACAUCAAAGCCUACAGGGUACAGAGGGAAGGCUCCCUCCAGGUUGGGAACGAAGCUCCCAUUGCUGGUUCUUCUCCACUUGGUGCAACCCAGCUGGACACAGACGGGGCCCUGUGGCUGGGGGGGCUGGAGAAGCUGAGUGUGGCUCACAAGCUGCCCAAGGCCUACAGCACUGGCUUCGUUGGCUGCAUACGGGAUGUCCUUGUGGACCGCCAAGAACUGCACCUGGUGGAGGACGCUUUAAACAACCCCAGGAUAUUACACUGCUCGGCCAAAUAGACCCCCAGAGACCCUCCCUCCUCCUUCCCUCCCUCCUGCCUAUUGCUGUAAUUAUUUUCUAUUUUUGUAAACUUAUUGCUUUUUAUAUUUUUGGGGGGGGAGGAGGGAGGGAGGGGGGAAAAAGGGAGGGGAGGAGGAGACACCUUUUUCUUUCGGGUUAUCCGUUCGGUUGCAGCCUAUCCAGGUCAGGCAGAACUCGAAUCAAACAGCAGCAACAAAGAACAAACCUUGAACCAAGUCUCCAAGAAGUGACAGAAGAACUUGCCCAUCACGUUGUAAAUCUUCUUCAUACUUGAAGCUUCUUUUUUUUUGGGGGGGGGGUUGCUUUUUUCCCCCCCUCCUCCUCACUUGUGUUCUUGGGUUGUCGUCCGUGCCCGCGGGGGGGAAAAGAUGCUGGUGCUGGCGAGACCUGUGGCCUUCAUGGAUUCACUGCCUGGCCCCAACGUCCCCUCUGCAGUGCUGGCUGAGCAGGGAGGUGGCAAUUGCCACCCCUGCUUCGGGGUCUGGCUCUGCCAAGCCUUCCCCUGGCCCUGUACUCACCCGACCUCCCUCCUCCCCCCCUCCUUCCUCUCGCUCUAAUUUAUGUGUGUAAGAAUCUCAAGUGCUUUUCUCCUUCAUGCUCUGUUAAAAUCAGGGAUGCCAUGCACUGGAAGAGAGACCAAGGCCUGCUCUGAGCAGGCAGGAAAGCAUUGCUCUUUGGUUGUCUUAUGACUGUUUGCUGGACUGAGAGGUGCUGGGGGGGGAAAUGUUGAUUUUCUCUGUUGGUUCUCCUCCUCCUCCUCCUCCUCCUUCUCCUCCUCUUGGACAUGUGCAGAAGCAGCUGUGAAACCUCAUUUCCACGCUUUGUGUUCAUCCAGAUGUGUCCCAACCACCUGUUUGCCCUUGGCUGCUCUUCCCAAGAGCUUCUGCCCACCAAGCCUUGCCCUCCCACACGCUGGGGAUAACUUGGAGCUCCUCUCCAAGGGCUGGAAGUGCUCCCCCCUCUUCCAGCACCACCAAACAGGCUGGGAGGGCACAGGGACUGGGUCCCUCUUUGCUUUUAAAAGACCUGUUGGAUGUGUCCUUCCAUGACCCACGUCCAUUUUCCAGCCUCUGGGGCAUGACUUUGCCCUCGGACGCUCUGCCAGCCUGGGAAUGCAGAGCUGGCACUGGAGCCUCUCCCACGAAGAGAAUUCGGAGUUUCCACCUUGGAUUCAAGUUUUUUUGCAACGCCCAGGGCAGUGCAGGGUCUUCCACGCCGUGAUCAAAGCUCCUCUGGACGCUGCCAGCCCAGCAGGAACAGCUCCAGUGGGAAUGGGAGUCGGGACUGGACUGUUUUGGGGGGGGCGGGAGGGGAUUUUUAGGUGUUUUCUUCCUUGAAAGCAAAUGUUUUAGUGCCAGUGACAAAGCCAGUCCGUGUGUUUGUGAGUGGAUGGUGCGUGUUUGUGAGUGUCUGUCACCCAGCACACGUUUUGCCUGCAGCCCUUGGAUCUCCUGGGAGCAGGAGAAGAGCCAGUGGAUCCCAGCUCCGAAGGAAACGACCCUCUCCAUUCGAGUUCCUUCUCCAUGGGAAGGAUUUCAUGAUGCUGUGGAGCAUCCACGUCCCUUCCCCACCCUGAGGUGGCAGCUCUGUGUAAAAACCAGCUUUGUGGAGUGUACAGGACGAACCUGAAGGAUCAUUAAUGUUAAUUAAUACCCAAGGUGCCAUCGUUUUGCAGUUUUACCUUCCAACUUCCAGCACACCUUUUAAAAAUGGUGUUUCUUGGCACUCAGGUUUUGAGCCACAGAAGGUCAAAUGCCUUCUCCUCAGGGUGAGCUCUGAACAAAGGGGAAGAACGUGUGUAAAAACCACUCGGGGUUUUCUUUUUUAUUUCUUUUUAUUUGAUUGAAAGAAAACUAUCCCUCCCCCCCCCCCCCCCCCCACCUUCCCUAUCCCCAAUCUGUGACAUUCCUCUGCAAAUCCAGGGGUUAAAUAUUCCACAGAGGGGGGGCUGUGCCCUCUGUGGGAUAGAGACUGCUCUGUGUGUGUGUGUGUGUGUGUGCCAAAAACCACAUUUUAAGUGGCUGCUGUAUAUAAAUCCUGGGUCCUGGUGGGGAUUGCUGUGCCCUGGAAGGGGGAGGGAGGUGUGAGACCCCCCCCAAAUCCGUGAAUUUUGAGAAGGGGGGAAUUUCCAGCUGGGCAUUGCUGAGACAGGGCUGGAUCCUCCAGCUCCAGAGGGACAGGGGGGCACGUGCAGAGGAAGCUGCUAAUUUUCUCAAAUGCCACUCGAAACGAAGCCAGGGGUCACUGCAAAAAAAAAAAUUACAACAACCCAACAGCUAAACAAAAAA